Molecule: messenger RNA, 1210 nt
Organism: Rubroshorea leprosula
Lineage: Eukaryota; Viridiplantae; Streptophyta; Magnoliopsida; Malvales; Dipterocarpaceae
Source: the annotation of a GenBank genome assembly
CUAUUUUUGUAAGAAAUAAACAGAGGAAGAGGAGGAAAUGGGAGAGAAAGCUGUCAUGGAGGUGCUGAACAGAGUGAAGCCAUACUUGGCAAUGGUGUCUCUGCAGUUUGGAUAUGCAGGGAUGUAUGUUAUCACCAUGGUUUCUUUCAACCAUGGCAUGAACCAUUACAUUCUUGCUGUCUACCGUCACUUGGUCGCGACGCUUGUAAUUGCACCCUUUGCUUUAGUCCUUGAAAGGAAAAUAAGGCCAAAGAUGACACUCCCCAUCUUCCUCCGAAUAACUGUCCUUGGUUUCCUUGAGCCAGUGAUAGACCAGAACUUGUAUUACCUGGGAAUGAAAUACACCUCAGCUACCCUUGCUUCUGCCACUGUCAAUGUCCUUCCCGCCAUUACUUUUAUACUGGCACUUAUUUUUAGGCUAGAGAGUGUGAACUUGAAGAAAAUACAGAGUAUAGCAAAGGUGGUAGGAACAGUGAUUAUGAUCCCUGGAGCAGUAAUCAUGACUUUCUAUCAAGGCCCUGCUGUGUUCGGAGGCAGCAGCCACCAUGCAGCCACCAGCAACGGCCACGCAGACAAGAUGCGCUGGGUGAUUGGAACACUCAUGCUCCUGGCUAGGUGCUGGGGCUGGUCUGCUUUCUUCAUAUUGCAGAAAUUCACGCUGAACCACUACCCAGCGGAGCUGUCUUUGACCACACUGAUAUGCUUCAUGGGCACUCUUGGUGGUGCUGCUGUGUCGUUGGUUGUGGAACGGGACACUAAGGCCUGGAAGAUUGGUUUUGAUUUCGGCCUCCUUGCCGCUGUUUACUCUGGUGUGGUUUGCUCUGGAGUGGCAUAUUACAUUCAAGGAGUUGUUAUGAAGGAGCGAGGGCCUGUGUUUACGACAGCCUUCAGCCCUCUCGGCAUGAUUAUCACCGCAGCGCUAAGCACCAUCAUUUUAUCGGAGAGUGUCAAUCUGGGAAGCAUAAUUGGAACACUUCUCAUAAUCUUUGGUCUUUACACUGUGCUGUGGGGCAAAAGCAAAGAUCAGGGAGACUCGGCUGUAGCAGCCAAAGAUGGUGGUAAUGCCCUGGAAUUGCCAGUCACAAACACGGUCAAUUCGACUACGUCCAUCAAGAUUGAUAGUGGUAACAUUAACAAGGAUUUGUCAAACUGUUAGAUGAUCACUUGUAACCGAGGGACAAUUGCAAGAGAAUAAAACUUUGAAUAUCAA